Molecule: messenger RNA, 1578 nt
Organism: Penicillium lagena
Lineage: Eukaryota; Fungi; Ascomycota; Eurotiomycetes; Eurotiales; Aspergillaceae
Product: putative amidase
Exons: 3
Coding region: 1-1578 (525 amino acids)
Molecular function (GO): catalytic activity
Source: RefSeq, a predicted model, not a curated record
AUGUCGGUCCUAUUCACGAGCAUUUCGGAAGGCAACCCAGUCAAACCUGGUGACGCGGAGUCUCUUCUCGCGCCCCUCGGGUUGACCAUCGACCCCGCCGAGGCAAAGGACUUCCACACGCUCCUGGCGGCGGUCCAUGACUGCGCCGAGACAGUCGCUGCUCUGCCGGACUACCAGCCCAUCUCAGAUCAGACCCGCUAUCCGCGCGAAAAUGUACGCAGGCCGAGUGAAGAGGAACAGGUCUUAGGGCAGGCGUGGGUACACCGGUUUCUAAUCAGGGGCAAUGCAGAGGGGCCGUUGGCUCGGAAGUCAGUUAGUCUUAAGGAUGUGAUUGCUGUUGCAGGAGUACCACAGCUGCUGGGAAGCGACAUCAUUCCUUCCUGGACGCCAGUUACAGAUGCCACAAUCGUGACUAGACUGCUAGAAGCUGGCGCAGAUAUUCACGGGACGUCGACAUGCGAGAACUACUGUCAUUCUACUUCCUCGUAUACCAGUGCGCAAGGUGUAGUUGAGAAUCCCCAUGCCGAGGGCUACUCCGCUGGUGGGAGUACGUCUGGUGGUGCAGCCUUGGUGGCUGCCGGGCUGGUAGACAUCACCAUCGGAGGAGAUCAGGGCGGGAGUAUCCGAGUUCCUGCAGCGUUGUGCGGGUGCGUCGGCCUUAAGGCAACUUAUGGACGGGUUCCAUUUACUGGAAUCACCAGCGGCGAUGCCCUCAAUGACCAUGUCGGGCCCCUGACACGGACCACGUUGGAUGCCGCAACAUGUCUAGAUGUGAUGAGUGGCUAUGAUGGUAUAGACGACAAGUCGAUUUGUAGUCCAAAGCCAGGGUCAACUCGAUUUGCAGCUAUACUGCAGCAGAACCCGGCACGGCUGGAUGGGUUCAAAGUCGGAAUUUUGACUGAAGGAUUCAAUCAUAGCGCAAUUGACCCUGUGGUUAGAGCUACGGUAAUGACAGCGGCGAAGAAGUUUAAAGACCUAGGGGCACACAUCGAGGAAGUGUCGCUGCCAGACCACCUGCACGGGCCAGCGAUCUGGACCAUCCAGCAACGUAUUUCAGGGACGCAAACUCUACUCGGUCAGAGUGCUGGACGACGGGAGCUCUACUUGACUGAACAGCAACAAGCAAGCCUCCCAUGGACUGAUGAGGGCUUCCAGCGAGCAUUUCCUUCCACGAAGAACGUCAUCAUCAACGGCCUUUAUCUAUCAUCACGCUUCCCGGGUUUGUACGGCAAGACAGUCAAUAUUGGCCGACAGCUGCGAGACAAGUACGAAGUACUAUUUGAAAAUUUCGAUGUCCUAGUGAUGCCGACAACUCCAGUAGUGGCACCAAAACAUGGCAAGCGAGGCUUGCCUCUCGAGUCGGUGAAGCCGAGUAUGGGCCUCACAAUCAACACGGCCAUCUUCGAUGUGACUGGUCAUCCCGCAAUGUCGAUUCCGGUUGGAUCUGCACCGGCUAAAGAGGACGGGGAUGUUUUAUUGCCGGUGGGAAUGCAGAUAGUUGGCGGCUUGUGGAAAGAGGAAAAGAUUCUGAGGGCUGGACAUGCUUGGGAGACUCACUUUGACUGGAAGAAGAUGUAA